AAAAAAAAAAAAAAAAAAGAACUUUAUGUAUAUAGCAUUUAAGAAUAUAUAUAUGCUUUCGUAAUGUAUAACUCAGCACUAAAAAUCUCCUCCGUUCUCCCCAAAACGGAAUUCAAUUUUUUCCCGGGUAGAAAAAACUGAAAAUCUCCCACGCUUUUUCCUAUCCUUUUCCAAUCUCAAAACAGACACAUUAAUUAAAAAAAAAGAAAAAAAAAAAGAAAAUUCUAAACUCUUCUCAUUUUUAUAUCCCAGGAAACAGAUAGAACCUUCAAACCCAAACCAAACCCCUCUCCUCUCUCUCUCUUAUUCACACUGUCACACACUGUCACUAUACCUCUCUUUCUCUAUAUCUCCCUCUUCUCUCUCUUUUUCUCCGAUCAGUUUCCGGCGACUUUCGCAAUCGCUCUGGCUAUAAACCAAUUCGUAUAGAAUGGGAAGAGAAUUAUGAGGAACUGCCUUUAUCGGUGGCGAUCAUGUCGGUGUCGUGCUCGGAAUGCUUCUCCGACCUUCUCUGCGGCGAGGACUCCGGAAUCCUGUCGGAGGAGUACUCGCCGGCGGAAUGCUUCUCUGACCUGGAAUAUUCCGUCGAAAGUUAUUGCAGCGAGGAAUCCAUCGCCGGCUUCAUCGAGGACGAGAGGAACUUCGUCCCCGGCGUCGAUUACCUCUCCCGCUUUCGCUCUCACCCUUUCGACGCCUCCGCUCGAGCUCUGUCCGUUGCAUGGAUUCUCAAGGUCCAUUCUUACUACGGUUUUCAGCCGCUGACGGCGUAUCUCUCCGUCAACUACUUGGAUCGGUUCCUGUACUCUCGCCGCUUGCCGCACUCGGAUGGGUGGCCAUUGCAACUGUUAUCCGUUGCUUGUUUGUCAUUGGCUGCAAAAAUGGAGGAACCUCUGGUUCCUUCUUUGUUGGAUCUUCAGAUUGAGGGUGCAAAGUACAUUUUCGAACCCCGAACGAUCCGCAGAAUGGAGCUUCUUGUUCUUAGUGUGUUGGAUUGGAGGCUAAGAUCCAUAACACCCUUCAGUUUCAUCGCUUUCUUUGCAUGUAAGCUCGACUCCACCGGGACUUUCACUGGGUUUCUUAUUUCACGCGCCACAGAAAUUAUCUUAUCCAAUAUCCAAGAGGCUAGCUUUGUUGAAUACCGGCCGUCAUGCAUUGCGGCGGCGGCGAUACUUUCCGCCGCCAACGAGAUCCCUAAUUUCUCAAUGGUUGAUGCGGAGCAAGCUGAAUCAUGGUGUGAUGGAUUAAGCAAAGAGAAAAUAAUAGGAUGCUACGGGCUAAUGAAAGAUAUUUUGCUUGAAAGUGGUUGCCGGAUGAAAAAGACACCAAAAAUCUUACCGCAGCUUCGAGUUACAAUUCGGGGCAGAAUGAGGUCAAGUACUAGUGACUCAUCCUCGUCAUCCUCGUCAUCAUCUUGUAAAAGGAGGAAAUUGAAUAACUGCUUAUGGGUAGAUGAUGACAAAGGAAACUCCGAGUGAGGGGAAAAAGGAGGGAAUAAUUAAAUAAGGGAAAAGAAAAAGUGGGGGGUGGGGGGAAUGGUGGCCCCAAGUUGUCUAGAAACCUCAAUAUUUUUUUGGAGGGUUUUGAGAUUAUAAUAUUGACUUGAGUGAUGGUGUAGAGAUUAUAGUAUAAUAUAUAUAUAUAUAUAUCUUAUAUAAUGUAUUUAUGAGAGAGAGA
This is a messenger RNA of Morus notabilis, 1674 nucleotides long. Its product is annotated as cyclin-D1-1. The transcript has 6 exons. Gene Ontology annotation, molecular function: cyclin-dependent protein serine/threonine kinase regulator activity. Bases 474 to 1475 code for a protein of 333 amino acids. Gene Ontology annotation, biological process: mitotic cell cycle phase transition; regulation of cyclin-dependent protein serine/threonine kinase activity. NCBI's taxonomy places the organism in Eukaryota, Viridiplantae, Streptophyta, Magnoliopsida, Rosales, Moraceae. Gene Ontology annotation, cellular component: cytoplasm; cyclin-dependent protein kinase holoenzyme complex; nucleus. The record is from RefSeq and is a predicted model, not a curated record.